GAUCCUACGAGCUCGCCGGCUGGGCGGCUCUAAACCCUUGUACCCGCUUCGGUCUCUAGAGGGGAGAGUAGUAGCAGCGAAAAGAAUCGGAAAGAAACCCUAGAUUUUUUCCGAGGGAAAAAGAGGAGCGGCUUCGAAUUGAGGCCUUUGCUUUUCUAUCAUGGAUGUUUAUGGUUUUCACGAGAAGAAACGGUGAUUUAUAUGGGAAAUUUGGAGAAUAGUGAGUCUACUUUGUGUUUUCCUUCCUCUGCUGUGGUUGGCUUUUGAGGAACCAUGGCCCAUCUGGGAGGUGGUGCCGAAGCCCAUGCUCGGUUCAAGCAGUAUGAGUACCGUGCUAACUCAUCUCUUGUCCUGACCACUGAUUCUCGGCCCCGUGACACCCAUGAACCCACUGGAGAGCCAGAGUCUCUAUGGGGCAAAAUUGAUCCUAGGAACUUUGGGGACCGAGCAUACAGAGGGAAGCCUCCUGAGCUUGAGGAGAAGAUCAAGAAGUCGAAGAAGAAGAAAGAGCGGGAGCCAUCACUUGACACAGAUCAGAGGAAGGACAGCAAGCGGCGUCGCAUCCAGGAGGAGAGUGUUCUCUCACUCACGGAUGAUGCUGUGUACCAGCCAAAAACCAAGGAGACUCGUGCAGCAUAUGAAGCACUGCUUAGUGUGAUCCAGCAGCAAUUUGGUGGGCAGCCGCAGGACAUCCUCAGCGGAGCAGCAGACGAGGUGUUGUCUGUUUUGAAAAAUGAAAAGAUCAAGAAUCCUGACAAGAAAAAGGAGAUCGAGAAACUCUUGAAUCCCAUUUCAAACCAGGUCUUUGAUCAGCUUGUCUCAAUUGGUAGGCUGAUUACAGACUAUCAGGAUGGGGGUGAUGCUUCUGGCUCGGCUACUGCAAAUGUCAAUGAUGAAGCACUGGAUGAUGAUAUUGGAGUGGCAGUGGAGUUUGAAGAGGAUGAAGAGGAAGAAGAGAGUGAUUAUGAUCAGGUCCAGGAAGAAUCAGAGGAUGAUGAUGAUGAAGGUCAGGAAUCCAAUGGUGCUGGAGCUAUGCAGAUGGGUGGAAUAGAUGAUGAUGAAAUGGAAGAAGCCAAUGAAGGGCUUACGAUAAAUGUUCAGGACAUUGAUGCCUAUUGGCUUCAGAGGAAAAUAUCUCAGGCAUAUGAGGAUAUCGACCCACAGCACAGCCAGAAACUUGCAGAGGACGUUCUCAAAAUACUUGCUGAAGGUGAUGAUAGAGAUGUUGAGAACCGGCUUGUGAUGCUGCUGGACUAUGACAAGUUUGACCUCAUCAAAUUACUUCUCCGAAACCGGCUCAAGAUAGUGUGGUGCACUCGCCUGGCCCGGGCAGAAGAUCAAGAGCAGAGGAAGAAGAUUGAAGAAGAGAUGACAGCUAUGGGUCCAAGCCACACUGCCAUCUUGGAGCAGCUGCAUGCCACAAGAGCAUCUGCAAAGGAGCGCCAGAAGAACUUGGAGAAGAGCAUAAGAGAAGAGGCUAGGCGAUUAAAAGAUGACCGUGGCAGCAGGGAUGGGGAUAGGGAUCGGAGGGUCAUUGACAGAGACAUGGAGAAUGGGUGGUUGAAGGGCCAGCGCCAAUUACUUGAUCUCGAUAGCAUUGCUUUUCAUCAAGGCGGCCUUCUGAUGGCAAACAAGAAGUGCGAGCUCCCCCCAGGAUCUUAUCGAACUCCUCACAAGGGCUAUGAGGAGGUCCAUGUACCAGCUUUGAAGCAAAAGGCAUUUGCCCCUGGUGAGGAGCUUGUGAAGAUAUCUGCGAUGCCUGAUUGGGCACAACCAGCCUUUGAAGGGAUGAAGCAACUGAAUAGAGUGCAGAGUAAAGUUUAUGAAACUGCCCUUUUUUCUCCUGAGAACAUACUUCUGUGUGCUCCAACUGGUGCUGGAAAGACUAAUGUUGCCAUGCUCACCAUUCUUCAACAGAUUGGUUUGAAUAGAAAGGAUGGGGUUCUAGACAACAAUAAAUAUAAGAUUGUGUAUGUGGCGCCAAUGAAAGCUUUGGUUGCUGAAGUUGUUGGAAACUUGUCUAAUCGGCUGAAAUCUUAUAAUAUAGUUGUAAAGGAACUCAGUGGAGACCAGACACUCACUCGCCAGCAGAUUGAAGAAACUCAGAUUAUUGUUACCACACCUGAAAAGUGGGACAUUGUCACCAGAAAAUCUGGGGACAGAACGUAUACACAGCUUGUGAAGCUUCUUAUAAUUGAUGAAAUUCAUCUUCUACAUGAUAACCGAGGGCCAGUGCUUGAAAGUAUUGUUGCAAGAACUGUUAGGCAGAUUGAGACAACCAAGGAACAUAUUCGACUUGUUGGUUUGUCUGCUACUCUUCCAAACUAUGAAGAUGUAGCACUAUUUUUACGUGUUGAUCCAAAAAAGGGUCUUUUCCAUUUUGACAAUGGUUAUAGACCUUGCCCACUCGCACAACAGUAUAUUGGUAUAACUGUAAAGAAACCUCUUCAGAGAUUUCAGUUGAUGAAUGAAAUCUGUUAUGAGAAGGUUAUGGCUGCUGCAGGCAAGCAUCAAGUUCUUAUCUUUGUUCACUCAAGGAAAGAAACAGCCAAGACUGCUCGUGCAAUAAGAGACGCAGCUUUGGCUAAUGAUACAUUAGGUCGAUUUUUAAAGGACGACAGUGCAAGCCGUGAGAUUCUUCACAGUCAAACAGAACUUGUUAAAAGCAAUGAUCUCAAAGACCUUUUGCCAUAUGGUUUUGCAAUCCAUCAUGCUGGCAUGGCAAGGGUGGACCGUGAUCUUGUUGAGGAGCUUUUUGCAGAUGGACAUGUACAAGUGUUGGUUUCAACCGCCACUCUCGCAUGGGGUGUUAAUCUACCAGCACAUACUGUAAUCAUAAAGGGAACCCAGAUUUAUAAUCCGGAGAAAGGAGCAUGGACUGAACUAAGCCCUUUGGAUGUCAUGCAGAUGCUUGGUCGUGCAGGAAGGCCUCAGUAUGACUCAUAUGGAGAAGGCAUAAUCUUAACAGGACAUAGUGAAUUGCAAUACUACCUCUCACUUAUGAACCAGCAGCUUCCUAUUGAGAGUCAGUUUGUAUCAAAGUUGGCUGAUCAGUUGAAUGCAGAGAUUGUUCUGGGAACAGUUCAGAAUGCUAGAGAAGCAUGCACCUGGAUAGGGUAUACUUACCUGUACAUUCGCAUGCUUCGGAAUCCUACUCUUUAUGGUUUGCCAGCAGAUAUAUUGGACAGAGACAAAACAUUGGAAGAAAGAAGAGCUGAUCUGAUACAUUCUGCUGCAAAUAUAUUGGAUAGAAAUAAUUUGGUCAAAUACGACAGGAAGAGUGGGUACUUCCAGGUGACUGAUUUAGGUCGCAUUGCAAGUUACUAUUACAUAACUCAUGGGACAAUAUCUACGUAUAAUGAGUACCUGAAGCCGACAAUGGGUGAUAUUGAGCUUUGUAGGUUAUUCUCACUCAGUGAAGAAUUUAAAUAUGUGACAGUGAGGCAAGAUGAGAAGAUGGAACUUGCUAAGCUCUUGGACCGUGUGCCCAUUCCUGUCAAAGAAAGUUUAGAAGAGCCAAGUGCAAAGAUCAAUGUUCUGCUGCAGGCAUAUAUAUCACAGCUGAAACUUGAGGGUCUUUCAUUGACAUCUGAUAUGGUUUUCAUCAGACAGAGUGCAGGGCGUCUUUUACGAGCUCUAUUUGAGAUCGUAUUGAAGAGGGGGUGGGCUCAGUUAGCAGAAAAGGCUUUGAAUCUGUGUAAAAUGGUUGAUAAACGCAUGUGGAGUGUUCAGACUCCAUUGCGCCAAUUUUCUGGUAUUCCAAAUGAAAUUCUGAUGAAACUUGAGAAAAAAGAUUUGGCAUGGGAGAGGUAUUACGACCUUUCCUCGCAGGAGAUCGGAGAGCUCAUUCGUUACCCUAAGAUGGGGAGACAACUUCAUAAGUUUAUACACCAGUUGCCGAAGCUGAACCUUGCAGCACAUGUUCAACCCAUCACUCGGACUGUUUUGGGUUUUGAACUGACAAUAACGCCUGAUUUCCAGUGGGACGAUACAGUUCAUGGCUAUGUGGAGCCAUUUUGGAUUAUUGUCGAGGAUAAUGAUGGUGAAUACAUCCUUCAUCAUGAGUAUUUCAUGCUUAAGAAACAGUAUAUAGAUGAAGACCAUUUCCUGAGUUUCACUGUGCCAAUCUAUGAGCCACUGCCGCCUCAAUAUUUCAUACGAGUGGUAUCAGAUAGAUGGCUUGGCUCUCAGACUGUUUUACCUGUGUGUUUCAGACACUUGAUUCUACCAGAGAAAUACCCCCCACCAACUGAGUUGCUGGAUUUACAACCUUUGCCGGUGACUGCUUUGAGGAAUCCUUUAUAUGAAGCUCUCUAUGACACGUUCAAGCAUUUCAAUCCCAUCCAAACUCAGGUAUUUACUGUCUUAUACAACACCGAUGACAAUGUCUUGGUUGCAGCUCCAACAGGAAGUGGCAAGACCAUAUGUGCAGAGUUUGCAUUGUUGAGAAAUCAUCAAAAAGCAUCUGAGGGUGUCAUGCGUGCUGUAUAUAUUGCUCCUAUUGAAGCUCUUGCAAAGGAAAGAUACCGUGAUUGGGAGGAGAAAUUUGGAAAGCGCCUUGGCAUUCGUCUUGUGGAGUUGACAGGGGAAACAGCAACUGAUCUAAAACUGCUUGAGAGAGGACAGAUUAUAAUCAGUACUCCAGAAAAAUGGGAUGCUCUCUCUCGUCGGUGGAAGCAGCGUAAACACAUUCAGCAGGUCAGCCUUUUCAUUGUCGAUGAGCUUCAUCUGAUUGGGGGAGAAAUAGGUCCUGUGCUGGAAGUAAUUGUCUCCAGAAUGAGGCGUAUUGCAAGUCACAUUGGCAGUAACAUCCGGAUAGUAGCACUUUCAGCUUCACUUGCAAAUGCAAAGGACCUUGGGGAAUGGAUUGGUGCUACUUCUCAUGGACUUUUCAAUUUUCCACCUGGUGUACGGCCGGUUCCAUUAGAGAUACACAUUCAAGGUGUUGAUAUAGCAAACUUUGAAGCAAGGAUGCAGGCAAUGACAAAACCAACAUACACUGCUAUUGUUCAACAUGCAAAGAAUGGAAAACCUGCCCUGGUAUUCGUACCCACAAGGAAGCAUGCCAGGCUGACUGCACUUGACUUGUGUACUUACUCAAGUGCUGAGAGUGGGGAAAAACCUCUAUUCUUGCUUGGUUCUGAGAUGGAAAUGAUGACUUUCAUUUCAGGGAUCAAGGAUGACACCUUGAAAGAGACACUUCCCCUGGGUGUUGGCUACUUGCAUGAAGGUCUCAGUGAUUUUGAUCAGGAAGUUGUAACCCAGUUGUUCCUUAGCGGAAGGAUCCAAGUUUGUGUUGCAAGCAGCUCUAUGUGCUGGGGAAGGUCAUUGCCAGCGCACUUGGUUGUGGUUAUGGGAACUCAAUAUUAUGAUGGCCGAGAGAAUGCUCAUACUGACUACCCCAUCACUGACCUAUUGCAAAUGAUGGGUCAUGCCAGCAGACCUCUUAUAGAUAAUUCUGGGAAGUGUGUUAUCUUGUGCCAUGCUCCUCGCAAGGAGUACUAUAAGAAGUUCCUUUAUGAAGCCUUCCCUGUUGAGAGUCAUCUGCAUCACUUUCUGCAUGAUCAUUUGAAUGCUGAAGUUGUUGUUGAAGUAAUAGAGAAUAAGCAAGAUGCUGUAGAUUAUCUCACUUGGACUUUCAUGUAUAGGAGGCUUACUAAGAAUCCAAACUACUAUAAUCUCCAAGGUGUUAGCCACAGGCAUCUUUCAGAUCACCUUUCUGAUCUCGUGGAGAAUGCAUUGAAUGAUUUGGAGUCAAGCAAAUGUGUUCUUGUUGAAGAGGAUAUGUACCUUAAACCUCAUAAUCUUGGCUUGAUCGCUUCAUAUUACUACAUCAGCUACACCACAAUUGAGCGAUUCAGUUCAUCUUUGACUCCAAAAACUAAGAUGAAGGGCCUUCUGGAAAUCCUGGCAUCUGCUUCAGAAUAUGCACAUCUUCCAAUUAGACCUGGUGAGGAGGAGUUGAUAAGAAAGCUGAUUAAUCAUCAAAGGUUUUCCUUUGAGAACCCCAAAUGCACUGAUCCUCAUGUUAAGGCAAAUGCGCUGUUACAAGCUCACUUCUCAAGGCACACAGUGGUUGGGAACCUAGCAGCAGACCAGCGAGAGGUGCUCCUAUCUGCUCAUAGGUUGCUUCAGGCAAUGGUUGAUGUGAUCUCAAGCAAUGGAUGGCUUAGCCUUGCUCUUUCCGCAAUGGAGGUGAGCCAGAUGGUGACCCAGGGCAUGUGGGAGCGUGAUUCAAUGCUUCUACAGCUUCCCCAUUUCACAAAGGAGUUAGCCAAGAGAUGUCAGGAAAAUCCUGGUAGAAGCAUUGAGACUGUUUUUGAUCUGGUGGAGAUGGAGGAUGAUGAAAGACGGGAUCUCCUGCAGAUGUCUGAUUCUCAGCUGCUUGACAUUGCCCGAUUUUGCAACCGCUUCCCUAACAUUGAUAUGACAUAUGAGGUGUUAGACAGUGAUGAUGUGAGGCCAGGGAAAAAUAUUACUUUGCAGGUUACCCUGGAACGUGAUCUUGAGGGGCGUUCUGAGGUUGGACCAGUCGAUGCUCCCAGAUAUCCGAAGCCCAAAGAAGAAGGAUGGUGGCUUGUGGUGGGCGAUAGUACCACAAAUCAGUUAUUAGCUAUAAGAAGAGUGUCACUGCAACGGAAAGCCAAAGCCAAGCUUGUUUUUACUGCCCCUUCGGAAGUUGGAAGGAAGACUUACACGAUUUACUUCAUGUGUGAUUCCUAUCUUGGCUGUGACCAGGAAUAUAACUUUACUGUUGAUGUAAAUGAUGCUGGAGAUGGGGGUAGGAGCGACUGAUUUAUUCCAUGGUGGCUGAAAAAUCUUGGAUGUUAGUGGGAGCCUUAUUUAACCCUAUCAAGUAGUUCCGGGGUUGACGGAGAAAUGUUGUUAUAUUUGGUCUCUAGACUUCUUCAUUUUGGACAUAAUAUGUCUGCUUAUGACCGUCUGGGUAGUGAUUAAGAUCUACAUGUUCACCUUAUUGUUGUUUCUUAAUGCAUAAUUAAGUUUGCUUUGUGCUAUUUGCUUGGUAAUUUUCUGGGUCUUUCGUCUCCCUGGACCUGAAAUGUAUUUUCAUGGACCGGAUGAAUUUUCUUGCAGUAAAAUAUGUGGCAGGUUCUGUUUCUGAUUUAUGUAUUGGGAUGAAGAAGAUAGUAAUUGUGGCUUGUUAUCAUCGUCUUGCCAAUGAGAUGAUGGCUCGUCCUGUGUUACAAA
Messenger RNA from Elaeis guineensis (African oil palm), 7209 nucleotides. The record is from RefSeq and is a predicted model, not a curated record. Lineage: Eukaryota; Viridiplantae; Streptophyta; Magnoliopsida; Arecales; Arecaceae.